AUGACAGGACAUGAGGGAGAACAAAGAGAAUUGUUGCUUUUCACAGUUUGUGUUCUGUUAAGCUCACCCACCGUACUUCUCGCGCCAUCUAGUGAGCGGCGCUUCAACGCAUCAACCGUUUGCUACUGGCCAGGCGGUUACCCUACGUUACCGACCGGGCGGGAAAUCUACAGGUUUUUUUGUUACCAACCGGUGACGCAAGAAGAAGAGGGGAUGAUGGUGCCACGAGAGACAGACAUUGUUGUUCACGUAUAUACAAAGUAUUGUACCCUACAUUUUCUGUUAUAAACCUUCGUAAAGCGAAGAACGUAUAGUUAUUUCAUCGGUAAACCCUCCGAGUGAGUGCUUUACA
Molecule: messenger RNA, 352 nt
Organism: Acanthoscelides obtectus
Lineage: Eukaryota; Metazoa; Arthropoda; Insecta; Coleoptera; Chrysomelidae
Source: the annotation of a GenBank genome assembly